AUGCUGGCAGCUGACUCAAUAGACCUCGAUUCUGAUGGCGAAGUGCAGCUGCAGCCACUCCUGGAGCUGGGAAGCAGAUCCAGAGGGUGCAGGGAAGAGGCCCAUGUUCCGACGCGGCGGUGGGGCAGAUGCUUCUCGGGCGCAGUGCAUGGUGCCGCUGUCACCGCUGGGGCAAGCCAGCGCGGUGAUUCGGCGUCCAGCUCGUUCGAUUGCAUCGUGGUGCGCGGAGAUGAUGCGACCAACAGCAAAGAAUUGCGCAGUGCACGUGCCGACUGGCACAGGCUUCUGGCGGCAGCGCAGGCUCCGUUUGAGGACCCCGAGUUUCCGGCGGAGCCGAAAUCAAUCUGUGGCCGCGAGGAGUCGCUGCAGUCGCCCCAGGAGCAACCACGAUGCCGCUGUGGCCAAGCUUCUAAGAAGUCAGAGGUUCGCAAAGAGGGUCCGACAAAGGGACGACCAUACUGGCACUGCGAGAAGCGUCGCUGCGGCUUCUUUGCUUGGGCUGACUCAGAGCACCGACGUCGCGAGAAGAUCUGGUGGCAGCGCUUCCCGGAAUUCAUGAUAGUCAGUGACUUCGGUUUCCGUGCGGAGGAUCUGCGGCAGGGCGGUGUUGGUGACUGUUGGUUCAUGUCAGCGCUGGCUGUGGUGGCAGAGCGGCCGGACCUGGUGCUGCGACUCUUCGGGGGUGAGACCGCCAGGAAUCCGGUGGGGUGCUACCAAGUGAAUCUUUUCCUGGAUGGCGAGUGGAGGGCCAUCAACAUAGAUGACCGCCUGCCCUGCACAGACCAGCAGAGACGACCAGAUGGAAGCGGACUGGCUUUCAGCCGUGCCGAUGGGCAGCAGCUGUGGACUCCUCUGCUUGAAAAGGCUUACGCCAAGGCUCAUGGCUCAUACCGCGCCAUAAGUGGUGGUGAGAUUGCCGAGGCAUUGCUGGACCUCACCGGGUGCCCGACUGAGAGCAUCGACUUUGAUGAGCCGGGCUUUGAUCCGCAGGAGCUGUGGGAGAGGCUUAUGGACUUCAAGGCCAAAGGCUUUCCCAUGGGCUGCGCAACUGCUGGAAACCCUGAGCUGCGGGAGGUCGGUCUAUGUGGCAACCACGCGUACAGUGUGCUGGAUGUCAGGGAGCUUUACGACCAGCGGUUCGUGGGUAGGGAGGUGGGCUAUGGAGGGGCACAGCAGGAUGGUCUGAUUCGCCUCCUUCGCAUACGGAAUCCGCACGGGAUGGGCGAGUGGAACGGGGAAUGGAGUGACAGAUCCGCAGAGUGGACCGGCAGUCUCUCAAGCGAACUGGGAUGUACUGGCGUUGAUGAUGGCACUUUCUGGAUGGACUACACGCACUUCUUGAUGGGAUUUCAGGUCGUAGAUGUUUGCCUGGCUCAUCGCGGCUGGCAUGCGGCAAGCUUCCCCAAUGCCUUUUGUGCGAAGUCUUCCGGAAGUCGGAUAUGCAAGUACUUCUACGAGUUGAGCUGCGAUGCUGCGACCACCCUCUAUGCCAUGGCCCUGCAACCGACGAAGCGAGGCUCCUGGUGCAGGGAAGACCGGAAGAAAAGCUACAAACCAGGCGACAUCAGCUUGCUUGUGCUGCGCAUGAGCGGAGGAGGGCCCGCGGAUGUUCAGGAGGGUCAUGCAUUCGCGGAGGCCCAGCCAGCUGGCACUCAGUCGGAUUCGGACUUUCCUGACACGAUCUUCUUCGACGCGGUGCUCCGGGACUUCAAGGCAGACCAUCCAGACUUCCAGUCGAUGGAUGGACACACCGAAGGCCUAGUCGAGUCCACUCUCGGCCCUGACAAGAAGCCAGUUUACAAGGGCGGGGCCCAGUUGUCGAACAAGUCAAACUUCGAUCAGUGGUUCCGAGAUGUGCCCGGAGUGAAUCGUCGCAUUAACUUCAAGCUCGACUUGAACAAGAGUGACACGGGAACCUAUGUGCAUGACGACCCGAGCUUCUUCCCGGUUGAUGGCAUGGGAUGGAAGGACAGUGCAAUUGCACUAGAUGGGUUGGAGCAUAACUUCUACUUCACCCUGGAGCUGCACACUACUUUCGUGUACAAGAGUGGUGACCAGUUCACAUUUCGUGGAGAUGAUGAUGUUUGGGUUUUCAUGAAUGAUCGUCUUGUUAUUGAUCUGGGCGGUGUACACAACCCCAUGCAGAAGACCUUCGACCUGGACAGCCUGAACCUCACUGAGGGUGCCGCUGUCUCCCUGAGCUUCUUCUUUGCUGAGCGACGUUGCUGUGGCUCGGAGUUUCGCGUGGAGACCAGCAUUGUGCCAGUGAAGGGUUCCUGCACGAUCUGGGGCGAUCCGCACAUCUCCAUUUUUGACAGUGGUUUGUUUGGAGCAGAUGAAACGGAGCCAGUGUCCAUUCUGACCAGUGGUGACUACUGGCUGGUCAAGAAUCCAGACAUCUCCAUUCAAGGCCGCUAUGGGACAACCAAAUUUACCGUGGCGGGCCAGUCCGCUCUCCUUGAGCUGGCGGUCAGUGGCCCGUUCGUGCGCAACGAGACUUUGAUCGUGCAGCCGAUGAAUGGCCAGAUUACCUGGGAUGGGGCUGCUAUUCUGAAGCAGAUACCUUCAGAGUUUGUGAAACCCUUCAGCAGGGUCAAAUUCAUGGAUGGCGACGAGCACAUCGACGCUGUUCUGAAAGGCUAUCCUGUAAAGCUGGUCCGGGCAUUCUUCGUUCGCAACGUGGAGAUUUUGAUCAACCGAUGGCCGGAGCACAUUGAUGCCAUCAUUCGCAUGCCCCAGCAGCUCUACGGUCAGGAUGGUCAUUGUGGGAACUUCAACUUUGAUCCCAGUGAUGAUACGAAGGAGCUAAUCCUCGAGAGGAGUGGAGGCCCAGUGUCCAAGGAGGAGUCGCUCUUUCCCGAACCGGGCCAAAGCAUCCAAGCCUUUGCAGAAAGGUCACUUGAAGAAUGCGACGCAGAGGUGCGUCUGAAAGCGGAGGAUGUGUGUGGAUCCAGUAAAGGGCGCUUCGUGCGAGAUGCCUGCGUGUUUGACUACUGCUUCGCCGGGAAGGAGUUUGCCGCAGAGGACACCAUCGUCAUGCAAGCGUACAAUGACUGGCCAGUCUGCAUGCUUCGCGCGCUUUCGUCAGUAGUUGGAGGCAACUUCUUCUGUGCAGACAUCAUGGCCAGAAGGUGCGUUGAGGCCCGCCUUGAACGUGGUCAACGAUAUUUGCUGGCGGCCUUCUGCUUUGGUUCAGGGCCUGUGGCACAUGGGGGCGAGGCGCGUGUGGCUCCCUUCAAGAUGAGGAUCUUCUCCUCGGAGCCGCUAGGUGUGCGAGUGCUUGAGCCAGAGCGCUGUCCACAAAUGGCUGCAGCUGCACUGACCGGCCUGCAUGCCGCAUGCCUGAGCCUGACAGCGGUUCCCGGCCGACGCUUUCGAAGGCAGGUCAGACCCCUGGGCGCUGAUCUGUGCCUGUUUCAGGUAACGGGUGAAGGCGCUGUCUUGCUGCUGCUUGCCAACGCUACAAGCUCUGAUGUGACUGUGAAGCUCACAGCAGAGGUGAAGGUGAUGACGGCGCGCUGUUUUGAAGGUUUGCUAUCGGCUGCACCCAGUUCAGAGACGGACAAGAGUGCAGAGGUCACCUGCUUCAACUGCGGCAAGCCGGGUCACAUCGCAAGUGACUGUCCUGGUCCCAGGCAACGUGGGAUCAGAACGCCAUGGCGUUAUCCUGCGAAGUGGCGACGGGUUGUGACGGCUUGCCGUCUUCCAUCAGGCAGCCAGCGAAUUGCCAUUGCACUCAUUGGCAACGGAAUGCAGGCUGAGAUGGGUGGUGUCGAGGUGCAGAUCGCGGAUGGCAGCGAGGAUUGGGCCAAGCCGAGUACUAGUUCCAGGCAGCAACAGCUUCAGAGCUACAUGCAGACAUCCUAUGGGCCAACUGCGCAACCUCUGGAUGCUUUCGAGCCACGGCAGAUCAUGAAAGGUCUUGUGGAAGCCGCCACGGCGUUGCAAGUGGCUGGCAAGAAGACAGUCGGGACUGCGGUGGCAGAGGUGCUGGACUGGAUCUCUGAGGAGUCUCUCGCUCAAGCUGCUGCUGCAAGCCUCGAGCAGAUGCGUGUUCAGGAAGAGCAGCAGCUUGAACAGGCCAUGGCGGCUUCGAGAGGCGUGUCGGUGAUCGACUUGCAGCCCGAGUCGGACGACAGGUUGCUGGCAGAAGCUCUUGCUGCCUCCAGUGAGGCGCAGGCCAUGGAAGCCUCGCGAAAAGAGCUCCUGGCAGCGGAGGAAGCCGAACUACAGGCUGCCUUGCUUCUAUCUCGUGGAGCUCUUGCAGCACCAGAGUUUGUUGUGGAUUCCUCCGAUGAGGAAGCGGCUGAUGCGGUUGAGAUGCCCGCACUUCGCGAGACCAAGCGCCACAAGGCUGCGGCCUGA
Symbiodinium natans is the source of this 4365-nucleotide messenger RNA. The record is from the annotation of a GenBank genome assembly. NCBI's taxonomy places the organism in Eukaryota, Dinophyceae, Suessiales, Symbiodiniaceae.